Messenger RNA from Striga hermonthica, 1644 nucleotides. The record is from the annotation of a GenBank genome assembly. NCBI's taxonomy places the organism in Eukaryota, Viridiplantae, Streptophyta, Magnoliopsida, Lamiales, Orobanchaceae.
AUGGAGCAAAGAGAGGACAACCAGCCAGGAAGCGGCGGCCACCUCAAAACCGCCGUGGCCAAGACUCCUCCGCCGCCGUCCGGCAGCGGUCCCCUGCCGGACACCGCCGAGGAAUUCGAGCAAGAGCAAGAGAACUAUGUUCAACAGAAACCAGGAUGGAGAAGCUUCUUGUCUUAUGUUGGCCCAGGAUUUUUGGUCUCUUUGGCCUAUCUUGACCCUGGAAAUUUGGAGACUGAUCUGCAAGCUGGAGCAAGUCAUGGAUACGAAUUGCUAUGGGUGAUCCUUAUCGGGUUGAUAUUUGCGCUGAUAAUUCAAUCUCUAGCAGCGAACCUUGGAGUUAGUACAGGCAGACAUUUAUCUGAGCUUUGCAAAGCUGAGUAUCCGAUCGUUGUAAGAUAUUGCUUGUGGUUGCUGGCUGAGGUUGCCGUUAUAGCCGCUGAUAUACCUGAAGUGAUUGGUACAGCAUUUGCACUCAAUAUAUUAUUUCACAUCCCAGUUUGGGUUGGCGUUCUCUGCACUGGUUUUAGCACUCUUAUUUUGCUCGGUCUACAGAAAUAUGGGGUGAGAAAAUUGGAAAUGCUAAUAGCAAUAUUAGUGUUCGUAAUGGCGGGUUGUUUUUUCGGGGAAUUAAGCUACGUAAAGCCUCCAGCUGAGAAAGUGAUUAAAGGAAUGUUUAUUCCUAAGCUAAGUGGUCAAAGUGCAACUGGUGAUGCUAUUGCACUUAUUGGUGCCCUUGUUAUGCCGCAUAAUCUUUUUCUUCACUCUGCUUUAGUACUAUCCAGAAAGAUACCGAAUUCGGUUGGAGGAAUUAAUGAAGCUUGUAGAUACUUCUUAAUGGAGAGUGGAUUUGCACUGUUUGUGGCUUUUCUCAUCAAUGUUGCAGUUAUUUCAGUGUCUGGUACAGUUUGCUCAGCUAAUAGCCUUUCAAAAACUGUGAAAAAUAGUUGUGAUGAUAUGACACUCAAUUCAGCCUCUUUUCUCCUCAAGAAUGUUUUGGGGAGCUCAAGUUCUACUAUUUAUGCCAUUGCAUUACUAGCCUCAGGCCAGAGCUCAACAAUUACAGGAACUUAUGCAGGACAAUUUAUCAUGCAGGGAUUCUUGGAUCUCAAGAUGAGAAAAUGGCUUAGAAACUUGAUGACAAGAUGCAUCGCCAUAACACCGAGUCUUAUAGUUUCAAUAAUCGGUGGAUCUUCAGGGGCCGGUCGAUUAAUCAUCAUUGCAUCGAUGAUCCUAUCUUUUGAGCUCCCAUUUGCUCUCAUCCCACUUCUUAAAUUCAGCAGCACCUCCACCAAGAUGGGUCCCCACAAGAACUCAAUAUAUAUUAUCGUGGUCUCGUGGAUACUCGGGCUUGGGAUUAUAGGAAUCAACAUAUAUUAUUUGAGUACGGGAUUUGUGGAUUGGGUGUUACAUAACAGCUUGUCGAAAAUCGGGAAUGUGCUGAUAGGGAUUGCAGUAUUCCCACUUAUGGCGAUCUAUGUGUUGUCCGUGAUUUAUCUAAUGUUUCGUAAAGACAAAGUUGUCACGUUUAUCGACCCAACAAAGCUCAACUCGAAUGCCGAAACUCGAAUGGAGAGUGGUAUUGUUGGAGGUGGACUUGAGUUGCCCUUUAGAGAGGAUCUUGCUAACAUACCAUUGCCCAAUUAG